Molecule: messenger RNA, 1302 nt
Organism: Sclerotinia sclerotiorum 1980 UF-70
Lineage: Eukaryota; Fungi; Ascomycota; Leotiomycetes; Helotiales; Sclerotiniaceae
Exons: 5
Coding region: 1-1302 (433 amino acids)
Source: RefSeq, a predicted model, not a curated record
AUGCCACUGGUGUAUGCUGCUAGAUCAACAGAAACCACACUUAUGCUUGCGUUAAAUGCCGUCGCACAUGUUGCUCUCGCGAACCAGCCAGAUGCCAGGAAGCUAAUUCCUCUAGCUGACAGUCAGUAUGUGAUAGCUUUGAAUCAAGUUAAUAAAGAUCUUCAAGAUCCAGAAAAAGCGAAGCAAGAUGCUACUUUGGCGGCAGUUUUUUUACUAUCCUUGUAUGAGCAACUUAGCUCACACCCCAUGUCUUUGACCGGAUGGUUAUCUCACAUCAAUGGUGCUGUAGCGCUGACUAUCGAAUGUAUCAGCCGGUCGAAGGAUGUCAAGGAAGGUGUCGAUUGGUGGACAUCGUUUGCGUCGGAUGAUAAAGUACAACAUCAAGUAUCAGUGCUCAACCUCAAAGUUGCAAACCUACGCGCAGACUCCCAUCGAAUUUGCACUCUCGAAGCUCGCACAGCAGAAAAUGUCAAAAAGGUAGUAGACCACUUGGAGAACGCAAAACUAAUCGAGAGAGAAUACGUGGAUUGGUACACAAAUCUUCCCGACGAAUGGGUGCCUAGAAUGGCAGCUUGGAUUGACGACAUAUCGGAGAAAGACCUUGAGUCUGCCACUUGCUAUCCAGGAAAAAUUGAUAUAUAUGGUGAGCUUUGGAUGGCUACCACGCAUAACAUUGCACGCGCCUCGAGAUUAUUUAUUAUCACGACUAUCCUGCGAUGUACUGCAUGGCUUAAUUCCGGCCUCGAUUACAGGCUCACACCAGAAUAUGUGAAUGCUUCGCGACAAGCAAGUUUACUGAUCGACGAUAUCGUGUCAAGCAUCCCGCUCUUCUUUGGCUGUGACACCCUACAUACUGAUAUUCCUGUGGUCGAAAACUCGUAUUUCCCCUGUGGGAAAGACAGUAGAAUAAGUGGAAAGGGAGUAACGGGUGUUUGGGCAAUAUGGCCAGUAUUUGCAGCAGCAGCCUCAGAUUUCGCGACUAAUUCCCAGCGCUUAUGGUUACGGGGACGACUUAAAUACAUUGCAGAGGAUUUAGGGAUACGUCAGGCUGAAAUGUUACUCGAGUUACAAACCAGGUAUCCCUCAACAUUUAUCUAUAGAGAUCAGGUCAUGAUUGAAGAUCUCAAGAGGGCAAAGAUGGAUGGAAUGAUUGAAGACACUCCCGUCUGCAUCGAGCCACAACCUUACAAUCUCAUGACUCGCGAUAAAAGACUCAACAUCAAUGCUCACGUUUCAGCAAUAGUAUCCAUUGCCUCGGAAAGAACCCCAGCUCUCGGACGCAAAUCCGAUACAAGCGGAUAA